AUGGUGAUGAAGUCCUCGGGCGAUAGGAGCAUAGCCAACGGUGGUCUAGCAGUUAGAACACCGGAUCCUUUUCUGCGUCCCGCUACAGAUCCAGAAUGUUUACAUUCUCCGAUCACGGCUGGUGAAAAUGGACCGGACGGUAUUAAUUCAUGCGAACCUCUGCCACAGCGAAGUGGUAUUUCCCUAGGAGAAUCCUUUGACGAUGAAUCAUCGCCUAACCCAGUUGUGCGUACUCUGAAUGUGGCUCAUGGCAAUCCGGAGGGACUUGAUAUACUAGCUCACGCAGCCGAAACGGAACUAUCGCACCAGAAUAUAGCUGACAAAAGAUCUUCUGGAGUAAUGAAUUGCGAGAAGGGAGAAGUCCAUCAAGCCCUGGGAUCAACUAGUUUGGCUGUCCAAGGGAUUCGAACACAUGAAUUAAACAGCAAUGGGAGAUCAUGCCCUUUGGAAGUGUCAACUACUAGCCCAAGCUCAGUGGGUGUACCUGAAUACGAAUACUUGACUCUGACUACCUCAGAAAACCACAGUUCCUCAAUCAAGGGUGCUUUUGCAUCUGGCUUGGGUUAUGAAGAAUCAGCAGUCGCAGCUAGCGUGGAAAGGACCCCUGGUUUUCAGGAAACCUCACCGCUAAAUCCCCGGUGUUUCUCUAGAAAGCGACGCUUUGUGGAAAUAGGCGACGACUACAAUUCUACACCCGGCCUGGCCGCGCAGACCACUGAUUCGGGCCGUCCAACUAGAGACACCGGUACUGGGACAAACACUAGUGUUAUAGAGGACGAAGGCGAAGAGCGAAGACCCCGCCAUAUGUUGGAUCCAAGCAUAGUCGGAAUGCGGGAGUUAGAAGUGGGUGAAAGCGAGGCUUCUACUACCCGCGAGCAAGAAGUUUCACAGUUCUACAAAAACAGCAACUUCCAGGCCACAUUAGCAGGAACCAACUUGCAAUCAGACCCGACUUUGAGCAUUAGCCUAUUCAGUCAGAUCGAGGCAGACCUCACAUUACAGCUAACCUUGUUCAACAAUCCCGGCGGAAUCGCGUCGGAUCGAACCCUUAGCAGUGCACUAUUUGCCGAGGGUCUUCUUGCUCUAUAAGAUUUGAUGCUCAAGUGUGUUUUUAUUUCUUGUAUAGUGCCUCCCCCAGGCUUUGGAAAUCUAAUUACCAAGUCCUCAUCCAUUAUCAGAACCUGGUUUAGACCAAGUUGCAACCCCUCCUCUGGAGCUUGCAUAAUCUCCUUGACAUCCUGCAUCUUGUGUGAACCCUUGAUGUACCUUGGGAACCCAACAUUCUUGGACAGCACAUGGUCUACUGCCUUUAUCACCAAAACCUUCCCUGGUAGUAUUCUCCAAGGCAGAAGGUGAAUAUCAUUCUCCACCAUUGACAGUAUUACUGUAUUCUUUAUUGCUUCCUCAUAUGGACCGCACAGAUGGGAGAUGAAUGGAUUGCUUGCUAACUAUUAAGUAUCAGUAAGAUGUUGUGCUCUCAAACAAU
Coccidioides posadasii C735 delta SOWgp is the source of this 1486-nucleotide messenger RNA. The record is from RefSeq and is a predicted model, not a curated record. NCBI's taxonomy places the organism in Eukaryota, Fungi, Ascomycota, Eurotiomycetes, Onygenales, Onygenaceae.